This is a messenger RNA of Glycine soja, 1052 nucleotides long. RefSeq names its product aquaporin TIP2-1-like. Gene Ontology annotation, cellular component: membrane. The transcript has 3 exons. Lineage: Eukaryota; Viridiplantae; Streptophyta; Magnoliopsida; Fabales; Fabaceae. Bases 97 to 840 code for a protein of 247 amino acids. Gene Ontology annotation, biological process: transmembrane transport; water transport. Gene Ontology annotation, molecular function: water channel activity. The record is from RefSeq and is a predicted model, not a curated record.
GAAGCCUUUUGUGCUAUAUUUCUAACUCCCCCAACACUUCCUUAUCUUAUAUCUUCUCCUCCUCCAUCUUUGAGAUUCUCAAAGAAACUUCUGAAGAUGGCUGGCAUAGCAUUCGGAAGCUUCAAUGAUUCUGUCAGUUUUGCCUCCAUCAAGGCCUACAUUGCUGAGUUCAUCUCAACCCUUCUCUUUGUUUUUGCCGGUGUUGGUUCAGCCAUAGCCUAUGCUAAGUUGACAUCAGAUGCAGCUCUUGAUCCAACUGGGUUGGUAGCCGUUGCUAUUUGCCAUGGUUUUGCUCUCUUCGUUGCUGUUUCUGUUGGAGCCAACAUUUCUGGUGGCCAUGUGAACCCUGCUGUGACCUUUGGGUUGGCUCUUGGGGGCCACAUCACCAUCCUCACUGGUCUCUUCUACUGGAUUGCACAGCUUCUCGGCUCCAUAGUGGCAUCCUUACUCCUCAAGUUUGUCACUGGCUAUGAUACUCCUAUCCACAGUGUUGCUGCGGGAAUUGGAGCUGGUGAAGGAGUAGUUACAGAGAUCAUAAUCACAUUUGGAUUAGUGUACACAGUGUAUGCCACAGCAGCAGACCCUAAGAAGGGUUCGUUGGGCACAAUUGCACCCAUUGCCAUUGGUUUCAUUGUUGGCGCCAACAUCUUAGCAGCAGGGCCAUUCUCUGGCGGGUCCAUGAACCCUGCACGCUCCUUUGGCCCUGCUGUUGUCAGUGGUGACUUUCAUGACAACUGGAUUUACUGGGUUGGCCCUCUUAUUGGUGGUGGUUUGGCUGGUCUUAUCUAUACCUAUGCCUUCAUCCCCACCAACCAUGCACCUCUCGCUACUGAAUUUUGAUUUCAUGGUCCACAUUGUUGCCUUGUGUUAAUUUCUGAUUCGUAAUAAAGUUGGAGUACGUCAUUGUUUUCUAGCUUGUAAGAAUUCAUGAGGUUGGUAAUCUAGUUUUUCUUUUUCUUAAAAAUUAUAUUUUUCAGAUUUAUGGCUUUCCCUAGUAUAGUGUUGCAUUGAUUAACAUCUAUCAAAUGAGGAGAAGCUUACAGCUGUUUUUA